Labrus mixtus (cuckoo wrasse) is the source of this 2304-nucleotide messenger RNA. It is a transcript of the gene hgfac, whose product is annotated as hepatocyte growth factor activator. Bases 339 to 2177 code for a protein of 612 amino acids. Gene Ontology annotation, cellular component: extracellular region. The record is from RefSeq and is a predicted model, not a curated record. The transcript has 15 exons. Gene Ontology annotation, molecular function: serine-type endopeptidase activity. Lineage: Eukaryota; Metazoa; Chordata; Actinopteri; Labriformes; Labridae. Gene Ontology annotation, biological process: zymogen activation; blood coagulation.
CCCGCUCCGGCCUGAGCCGCCCCCGCUCCUGCUCCAGUCUCUGGAAAGUUUGAAGCUGUCCCAUCUCCUCUUGGUUUACUGACGAUGAGAGGGGAAACACCAGCCGGGACAUGGGAUGCCUCAGAGAUAGACAAGCCUAAUGACGCAACAGGUUGACUCAAUACAGCUUGAAAUAGUGAGGAACAGGAUAAUACUUGCAGGGUUUCCCACGUCUCCUAUGACCAAAAGCAGACUGAGGACUCGGAAACUGACAGAUAUAACGUGACAGGCGCGCAGACUUUCGUCCGAGUUGUGGAUUUAAAGCUCCUCCGGAAGCCAAGGACCCAACAAAACUUUUCAUGAUGGCAUACAUUUUACUUGUUUUUCUGCCUUGUGUUUUCACUGCACGGACGCGCAUGUUUGUCCCUGGGUAUAAAACUGUCACCUCCACAGAGCCACAGGGAGAAAUCCUGAAAGUUCUUACUACAAUGGGCAAAGAAUGUAAAUUCCCAUUUCGUCAGGGUGGAAGGAUUCAUCAUCACUGCAUCACAGUCCUAUCCUCAAGACCAUGGUGCUCCCUCACGCAUAAUUUUGAUCGUGACCGGCAGUUUGGCUUCUGUGCGCCGCAAAUAACUCAGCCAGACGUUGUUGUCCACACGUCACGCAGAGUCACAAACCCGUGUCAGAUGAGUCCGUGUCAGAAUGGAGGCGUCUGCACGUUGACCCCUCCCGGUCACUCGUUUGAGUGCUCCUGUCCUGAGAGCUUCAGCGGGAGACUCUGUGAGCAGAAGAAGUGCUUUGAAACAGUACACCUGCGCUAUUAUGACACCGGAGAGUCUUGGGGAAGGAUUCACCUCCGUAAUGUGGAACAGUGCACAUGUGUGGCAGGGGAAAUGGCGUGUGAAAGAGUGCGCUACACACAGUGUCGUUCCAACCCUUGUCAGAAUGACGGAACAUGCCGGAUGAUCACAUCCACGGGCAAAGAAGUGUGUAACUGCAGACGUGCGUACAGCGGGCCGUACUGCAGCUUCGAGCCGGAGACAGAAUGCUACAACAGCAGGGGGAGAGAUUACCGAGGGGUGGUGGGUACCACAGAGUCCGGCGCCCACUGUCUGCCCUGGAACUCAGACCUGCUGUAUGACGAGCUCCAUGUUGGCACCAUAAGCUCGUCACCCCUAAAGGGCCUCGGGGAACAUGCCUACUGCAGAAACCCAGAUGGGGACAAGAAGCCGUGGUGCUACACCCUAAAUGACGGCGCCAUCUCCUGGGAGUACUGUGACGUCCCCUCCUGUGUCAUGUCUGUUUGGUGGGAUCAUCCAGCUGCAAAAUUGAAAAUAUUUAGAAGAGCUUCUUCUAGAAGGGCAAUCCUGCCCGGCGUUAGAAAACGAAACCCCCCUAAAGCAGACAAAAAGCCUGUGUGUGGAAAAAAGCACAAGAAGAGGUUAUCCAUAGCCAGGGGGAGGAUAAUGGGAGGAAACUCGGCCCUGCCAGGGACUCACCCCUGGAUGGCCGCCAUUUACAUCGGGCAGUCGGACUUCUGCGGAGGCACCCUGGUGUCUUCCUGCUGGGUCAUCUCUGCGGCUCACUGCUUCUUGGGCAACCCCCUCAAGUCGCAGAUUCGCGUGGUUCUCGGCCAGCAGCAUUUCAAUGGGACCGGCAUGUACACCAGGACGUUCGGAGUGGAGGAGUACAUCUUUCCAAAACAGUUCUCCGUGUUUAAUCCAACACUCCAUGACAUUGUUCUGAUCAAACUGAAAAAGCAGGACGGGCGGUGUGUGAGGAGGACCCCGUUCAUCAGACCCAUCUGUCUCCCAGACAAGAGCAUGACGUUCCCUGAUGACUACUGCUGCACUAUAAGCGGCUGGGGACACAUGUAUGAGAAGGUGGAGGGUUACUCCAGUCUGCAGGAGGCGGGAGUCAGGCUGAUCUCUCAUGACUCUUGUAGGACGCCAGGUGUUUACGACAACCACGUCACUGCUGAUAUGAUAUGUGCCGGGCUAAACAACUGUGCAGACGCAUGCCAGGGCGACUCAGGGGGCCCUCUGGCUUGUGCGAGGAAUGAUGUCAGCUUCCUGUAUGGGAUCAUCAGCUGGGGGGAGGGCUGCGGCCGCUCUGGAAAACCCGGUGUUUACACCAAAGUAGUGAACUAUAUCGACUGGAUCAAUUCAGUGAUCAGACGCAAACCAAAGGCCUCAUGAUUAGACAUUACCUGGACAUUAGCUUUAAUAUAUUAGAUUUUGUAUAUUAUUGUACUGUAUUCUGUUUUUGUUGUAUCUUUUUCUACUGUGAAACAUGUUCUGACUGAAUAAACCUUCACUGACUUGA